CAGCCACGCCAGCCGCAGAUGGGACGAGACUUCAGCAGAUCCAGAACCCACGAGAAUAAAGCGACAGCCACCGCCAAGUCGGAAGAUGGAUGAUUACGACGACAGCGAGGUCUCCAAGCAUCCGAGCAAAAGACUCAAGUCAAAUGAUCAUGACACCGGAAACCCCACCAGAUCACGAAACCUCAUAGAGCCAGUUGGAAACUUUGCCAGCUGUCGAGUGUAUCCAUUACCCACGUUCGAAGGGCUACCGCCGGAGAUCCGACUGAGAAUAGUCGAGUCUGGGCUCGGCUUAGAAGACCUUCGCGCAGCUGUCCGCGCCUCGCCCGCUCUGUAUCGGCAGUAUCGGCUUGCGGAUCGUAGGCUGAUGUUGCGAGCCGCUCUUCACACAUCGCUCGGGCCUGCUAUUGUCGACAUGUGGGCCGCCCACAAGGUUGCGAAGAUUGACCUUGGCACCCCCGAUAGUCCUGGUACAAAGACGGACUCAGAGAGGAUCGUUACAUUCAUGACAAAGUACAUAGAGCUUCGAGAUUCAUGGCCCCAUGGAACAUUUCUCGAAGAACAACUGCGCACUGAUAAUCUGGUCGAAAUGAGCAACUGGUACCUUUCCGUUGUCAAGCCUUUACUAGAUUACUUCUCCCGCAUCUUCCUCAGCGACCUCCGCAGACAACUGAACAAAUCAGUUACAACACGCUCUGGGAGUUGUGAGGUACUAUCUAACGAGUCGUCGUCCACUUUUGGGAAUGAGCAAAGUCAACCAUCCGACUCCUGGCAUGCGCCGUACGAAGACGGCGAGCAAGUUGACGGCGUGACAGCGCAAGAGAAAGCCAAUAUCGAAUCUACCCGCAAAGAAUAUCGUCAAAAGCCGAUGACAAAGUCUGAAACCGUCCGUCUUACCCGCGCGCUGUAUCGCGUUCAGCUGUGGUGUAAUAUUUACGGUUUCGGAGCCUUUAGCUCUGGAAUGGGCCCAACCAGGUCACCUGUGGAUACUCUUCCCUGGCAAAUGGUUUGCAUGUUCCAUGAGACUUUCGAGGCAUGGGAGGUCGAAGAGAUGCUCUGCAUCUACCAACACAUGCUGAUCAUUGUCGAACGCCUCUUCAAGAAUACGAGAAAAGCGCUAUUCCAAUACGAUGAGCAGCACAAAGGGGAACUUCGACUUUUUGCCAACGGUGACGCUCGGCACAGUUACAAAAGUUAG
Messenger RNA from Diaporthe batatas, 1195 nucleotides. RefSeq lists its product as uncharacterized. The transcript is spliced from 2 exons. Bases 86 to 1195 code for a protein of 369 amino acids. Lineage: Eukaryota; Fungi; Ascomycota; Sordariomycetes; Diaporthales; Diaporthaceae. The record is from RefSeq and is a predicted model, not a curated record.